AUUAACCAAAAGAUCGAUAUAGUUACACAACCACUUAUCUCCUACCGUGUUAUACAUAACGCUUCUACUCAAUAUCUUACAAUGAAAUAGUACCUUUCGUCACUGAAUCUUUUUAUUCUAACUAUCUAUUGAAAAAGUGAUAUCCAUAUCAAAAGAUACCGCCUUGAAUGAUAUUGCUUUCAAGGGAAACUGCCUCGUAUAUAAGUCAAAGCAUUUUAGUAUCGAAGUACUACCUUGAGUGACGGUCAGCAAGAGCAUGUAGCCAUAUUUGUAUUGGGUUUGAUAAGAAUCUAACAGUAGUAAGUUAUCCUUCAUGCAACGAUUAUAGUGCCACUAGUAAAAUUCAAAAAUUUAGAAACAUAAUUUCCAGCUCCGUAGUGAGAGUCAUGUACGCGGACGGGAAUACGACCGAAGUUUUUCAGGAGCAACAAGAAACAGUAGCGACGGAAACGGAUGAUGAGAGACGAGGUCUCCACGCCCUACUCCUACCGCUGCUCCUAGUGGCCCUUAUCAUCACGACCAAUGGUCUCAGCCUGGCAGCAUUUGCCGUCGAAAAACGACUCCGUGGCUACAACAACUACUUCAUCAUAAACCUUGCGAUCUCGGACUUUCUCUUUGGGUUUGUCAUCAUCGUGACAUCCUUGCACACCUAUUUUAGACGAUUCCCAUUCCCGGGUAACAACUCGUGCCGGAUCUUCUACGGUGUCUUCAGCAGCGUCCAGUUUGUAUCAAAUCUGAUCAUCAUCACUAUCUGCAUUGAUAGACACCGAGCAACCUACGAUCCCAUCGGGCAUUUCACCACCAGGAGCAAGCGAAAGGCGAUCUACGCAAAUAUUUCCGUUUGGGCUGCAUCGAUCCUAUUCUGGUUCGGUUUUUCGACGAUUCCCGACUUCGUCAUGGACUUCAACAACACUUCCGGCUGCAUCGUUUGGCAUUUCGUGAACCCGAUCGGCCAGAUAGUACCAGUAUUCAUCCGGUUCAUCAUCCCUUUCACAAUCAUGCUGAUAAUCUAUGUGCGGAUCUUCGUGAAGAUCCAAAAGAUAGCCGGUAGAAAACACAUCGGCGAAGAAUUUAAUAGGGACACUUCAUGGUCGCGGCAGAGCAAAUCGGACGGUGGUGACGACGCUGGUGAUUCCAAAGAAGGCCCCAUUACUACCAUAGAAUCUGGUGGUCAGAAAGCAGUCAAGCGUGAAUCAGCAUCCGAGGUUCGCAGCGCCACAAAGACACUCCUCUUCAUCGUCAUCGCUUUCUUUAUUACCUGGUUUCCAGUUUCUGUCAUCUCCUUUAUCUACUCAAUUGAACCGACAUUCAUCUAUCCGCGGCUUCCUGACUGGGCGCAUUUGGUACCCGGUUGGCUGGUCUACGUGAAUAGCUUACUUAAUCCGCUUUGCUACGUUGUCUCGCAGCCGCUGUUUCGGAAAACCGUAUUCGGUUUGAUCCGCCACCCUAUCCGGUACUGCAGAGGCAAAUAGUCCUCUGUUUCAUUUAAUUAUGGCGGGUUUGGAAUCGUUGCAUUUGUAAUUUGAAGUCUGAUUAUCAAUUGACUGAAUCUUACGAUUCUCAGUGUCCUAUAGCUCCUGAGAACGACCGGUAAGGUUCUAAACGGUAAUAGCAAAUUGGAUUUAAAAAUACACUUAUAUCUAAUUAACUCUCCUGUUUGGGAAAUCUUUUUUAAAGUUCUAUAACUCUAGAUAUUGAAGUUCUUAUUGUGAAUAAUUUAUUGCUCAAUAAAAAUUAAACCAUUAUACAUCAUAUCAUGUUGUUGAUUUUAGAGGAAAGUAAAAAUGAACUUCGUAUUGAUUGUAUCGGCAUUAGUAUGUCACAAACACAAAGUGAGGUAAGUAGCACACUUAAGUGAGGUACCUAUUUAUAUGGGUAUAUCUGUAAUGUAGUGAUUUCUUUCAUUACUCCCAUUGAGUUACAGCUACGAAAUCAACUAUAAAAGGAUUUGUUCAUUAUAUAUAUAUGCUAUACUUGUGAAAAUUGCCUGCUGGUUUGUCGGGUAUGAAAUUAUAUAGACAACGGUAUACACUGUUAAAAAAACCUUAUUUUACAGGGAAAAAAGAAGAUUUUGCAGAAAGCAAUAACAGAAUCAUUCUAUAAAUUCAUAAAACAGGAAUUUUUCUGCAAUUUAACAGAACAGGUCUGUUUAAAAAGGGGAAAAGGGUGUUUUAUUUAAGGAAAUUUGUAAGAUUCCAUACACCAAAUACCAAUUUCCUGUAAGAUUACGCAAUCUGGUAAGAUUACAGGUGUUUUCGAUACUCUGCUGUAGAAACUUCGUUUAUUUUAAGGAUAAAUUAUCUAACAGUGUAGAUUGAAAAUGGUAAUGGUUAUUAACCCCCCCCCCCCCCCACAUUGCAUGUUUGGAAGAUGAUUUUAUAUGUUGAGAUCCAUCUUUAUUUUACAUUUUUUUAUUAAUAUUUUAGUUCAAAGUGUAUUAAUUCAAAUACUCUUUUUUGUUAUAUAUUUCGGGCUCACAUGAUAAAUGUAUCUUGUGCAAUGACAAGACAAUGCUUGGAUAAUGCAUACACGUAUAUUGUAUAGACAGUAUAGUAUAUUUAGAUUUUAUGUUACAUCUAUGUUAUAAAGUCAUGAAGAACAAACUCCGUAUCAUUAUCAAGACCACAUCACUCCCGCAUAAUUUGACAUAAUGAACGAACUUCACUCUAUAUUAAAAAUAGUAAUC
Molecule: messenger RNA, 2686 nt
Organism: Lytechinus pictus (painted urchin)
Lineage: Eukaryota; Metazoa; Echinodermata; Echinoidea; Temnopleuroida; Toxopneustidae
Product: trace amine-associated receptor 4-like
Exons: 2
Coding region: 387-1472 (361 amino acids)
Biological process (GO): adenylate cyclase-activating adrenergic receptor signaling pathway
Cellular component (GO): plasma membrane
Molecular function (GO): G protein-coupled receptor activity; dopamine neurotransmitter receptor activity, coupled via Gi/Go
Source: RefSeq, a predicted model, not a curated record